This is a messenger RNA of Melozone crissalis (California towhee), 2608 nucleotides long. RefSeq names its product MDM2 proto-oncogene (gene MDM2). The record is from RefSeq and is a predicted model, not a curated record. Gene Ontology annotation, molecular function: identical protein binding; ubiquitin protein ligase activity. Bases 78 to 1529 code for a protein of 483 amino acids. The transcript is spliced from 11 exons. Lineage: Eukaryota; Metazoa; Chordata; Aves; Passeriformes; Passerellidae. Gene Ontology annotation, cellular component: nucleus. Gene Ontology annotation, biological process: regulation of cell cycle; negative regulation of apoptotic process.
CUGUUCCUCUACGGCGCCGUCUCUCCACGCCGGUGAGUCAGCGCGGGCCGGUGGCGCCCGCCCGCCCCCCGCGGCAAAUGUGCAAUACCAAGAUGUCCUCCCUUACGGAUGCCUCUGCCGCCACUUCGGAGCAAGAGGCGCUGGUUAAACCAAAGCCACUGCUGUUGAAAUUGUUAAAGUUAGCUGGUGCUGAAAAGGACACUUUUACUAUGAAGGAGGUAAUAUUCUAUAUUGGACAGUAUAUUAUGUCUAAGCAAUUAUAUGAUGAAAAACAGCAGCAUAUUGUACACUGUGCAAAUGAUCUCCUGGGGGAGUUAUUUGGAGUAACAAGCUUUUCAGUAAAAGAACACAGGAGGCUAUAUUCAAUGAUUUCCAGAAAUCUGAUAGCAAUCAAUCAACAAGACUCUACCCUUGGCGACACACCUGAGGAUGAUGCCACAUCUCAGCUUGAAGAAGAAAAUGUUGUUAAGGAAUCUAGGCAAGAGUUAGAAGAGAACCAGACUUCAUCAAGCCUGACUUCCCAACCAACUACAUCUUCUAGGAGGAGGACACACAGUGAAUCUGAAAAAAGUUCUUCAGAUGACCUGCACAGUGACAGAAGAAAGCGACACAAGUCAGAGAACAUUUCGGUGACAUUUGAUGAAAGUCUCUCAUGGUGUGUAGUCAGUGGUCUGUGCCGUGAAAGAAGCAAUAGCAGUGAUUCAACAGAUUCUCUUUCCAUUCCUGAUCUUGAUGCUAGUUCAUUAAGUGAAAACUCAGAUUGGUUUGACCAUGGUUCUGUAUCAGACCAGUUCAGUGUGGAGUUUGAAGUUGAGUCUAUUUAUUCAGAAGAUUACAGCCAUAAUGAAGAAGGGCAGGAGCUCACUGAUGAAGAUGAUGAGGUUUAUCAGCUGACUAUUUACCAGGAUGAAGAUAGUGAUGCUGAUUCAUUUGAUGAAGAUCCAGAGAUUUCUUUAGCUGAUUAUUGGAAGUGUCCCGAAUGCAAUGAAAUGAAUCCUCCGCUUCCACGACAUUGCCACAGAUGCUGGGCCCUUCGUGAGGAUUGGCUUCCAGAUCAAAAGAGUGAGAAACUGGAAAAGAGCAAAUUAGAAACCUCCUUUUCUGCAGAGUCUGGAGAAGGUUUUGAUGUUCCUGAUUGCAAGAAAGCAAAAAUGACUGAAGAUAAAGAACCAGCUGUGGAUGAGAAUGAGGAUAAAUCAGUACAGCUUUCUGAGUCCCAGGAAAGUGAAGGUUAUUCCCAGCCAUCAACAUCAAGCAGCAUGUUCUGUAGCAGUCAGGAGGACUUUAAGGAACCUGAGAAGAGAGAAAUGCAAGACAAAGAGGAAAGCAUGGAGUCCAGUCUGCCUGUUACCAGCAUAGAGCCGUGUGUCAUAUGUCAAAGCAGACCUAAAAAUGGCUGCAUAGUACAUGGCAAAACGGGACACCUCAUGUCAUGUUUUACCUGUGCAAAAAAGCUCAAGAAGAGGAACAAACCCUGCCCAGUGUGCAGGCAGCCCAUACAAAUGAUUGUGCUAACUUAUUUUAGUUAGACAUGUGUUGACUGGAAAGCAGCAAAAGAAACUUCAGAAACUGGUUAAGAGAGUAAGAAAUUAUUUUUGUAUGCUUAUUGGAAAAUUAAUAUUUUGUGUCUCUUCGAGUUCUGUGUGAAAAAUAAUUACUGACAUAACUGCACUGGAGUUAUUAAGAGGUUUGCCUAAUGCUCAGAAGUCAACUUGGAGAUUUUAAAUCCCUCUCAGUAGAAGUAACCAGGUCCUGUAAACCGCCUCAUCUCCAAGUGUUUUAAUGUUCCAUGCAAGUUAGUGACAUUUGUUUUAUUGAAUUAAAUACGUGCAUUAAAACCCCAAAUUCAAUAGUUGUUGGAGGAGAGACAUGUUGAAGUGUGUAUUUCUGCAAAUUCUUCAUUUAAGAAAAUAUAUGAUUAUCCAGGUUCCAGUUUUUGUUGCUUGGUGAAAACAUAAGGCUCAGUCAGACUCCUCUGCCUAUGUGCAGCAUGAAACAAGUCUCAACAGACAAGAUAAAUGAAGGAUAUGCUAUGAACUGUCAUGUCAGGUAGUAGUAGGGGACAGUUGUUUUCUUUUUCUGCACUUGUUUCUGACUUAGCAGAAUACAUUCAGCUGCAUUGCUGCGUUCACUGUAAUAAAAAUAGAAAAGAAAUUCCCCUUCACCUGUAGAAACAUUUAAGCUGUGCAGUUCCAGUUCACAUUCUUUAAGUGCAGUAGUCUUUCCAACUCACUGUUCUUAUCUGUGUCACAAGAAUUCUGAAAAUCUUUUGCAAGGUGCUUGGCCAAUUCAAAGUUGGUCUUUUUAGACCUGUCAUUUGCUGCUUUUAGCUCUUGUCUCCUCACUGUACUUUGUCAAAAACUUGGUGAAACGUACCAGUUCUGUGCCCAGGGAGUCUGCUGCCUGCCUCAGUUCUGGGGGCCUUAAGGCAAGGUAGAGUGUGGGAGCCAGGAUGCAGUAAAAUUCACUCAGCUGCCUUUCACAUGGAGUUUCUGUACCCUGCGAGUGAUUCUUACUCCUUUGGAAAACUAUGUUACAAGAGGACUUGUAUAUUUUUAGUACCUUUUAUUUUUACAUGUGGUUGCUGAUUGUGUGACCAAUAGGAAUG